Molecule: messenger RNA, 2214 nt
Organism: Eutrema salsugineum
Lineage: Eukaryota; Viridiplantae; Streptophyta; Magnoliopsida; Brassicales; Brassicaceae
Product: phosphate transporter PHO1 homolog 6
Exons: 12
Coding region: 1-2214 (737 amino acids)
Biological process (GO): phosphate ion transport; cellular response to phosphate starvation
Cellular component (GO): cytoplasm; plasma membrane; trans-Golgi network
Molecular function (GO): inositol hexakisphosphate binding
Source: RefSeq, a predicted model, not a curated record
AUGAAAUUCGGAAAAGAAUUUUCGUCACAGAUGGUGCCUGAGUGGCUACAAGCUUACGUGAACUACAAGUAUCUCAAAACCCUUAUCAAAGAUAUCAACCGCUUCAAACGCAAAACCAGUUCUUCAACCGUGGUCGACAUGGAGGAAGGAAUAACGACGGCGCCGAUUCAAGUGAGUUCUACGGCGAGUGACCGCUACGAGACGACGUUUUUGAUGACGGAGGAGAAAGGAGGAGAAUAUGAAUUGGUGUUUUUCCGGCGACUAGACGACGAAUUCAACAAAGUGGAGAAAUUCUAUAGAGAGAAAGUGGAGGAAGUGAUGAAAGAAGCUGUGAUGCUUAACAAACAGAUGGAUGCUCUAAUCGCGUUUCGAUUCAAGAUGGAGGAGCGUUCGCCGGCGGAGCUCAUCGAAUAUACACCUCGUAAGGGAAUGGAGGCCAUAGAGGAAGGAGGGUCAAGUAGAGCUGGUCGAUCCGAUGAAGAUGACAAUAACGUAGAAGAAGAAAUAUAUAACGAUACAUUUCUCAAACCGGCCAAUAUUGACAUGAGCAAGAUGAAAGCUGCGAGUCCGGCUCCAGUCAAGGUUCUAGGUUCCGUCAAGAUCAACAACACGAAGAAAACGCCUCGAUCCACCGUUAAGAGCGUUCUCAAAAUCUCCAACGGGACAGAGCUCAGAUUCAGCAUUGGUAAUCUGAGGAAAAUCGAGGAGAAGCUAAGCAGUGCCUUGGUCGAGUUUCAUCGAAAGCUUUGGUUUCUCAAAAGCUAUAGCUUUUUGAAUGUGUUGGCGCUUUCGAAGAUAUUGAAGAAGUAUGAUAAGAUAAUUUCGAGGGAUGCUGCUAAGUCUUACAUGACAAUGGUUAAUAACUCUUGCCUUGGAAGCUCUGUUGAGGUUAUGAGACUCCUGGAUCAUGUUGAAAGUACAUUCAUAAAGCAUUUCACGAAUGGUAACAGAACAAAAGGAGUGAACACCUUGCGACCAAAAGUUAAAAGAGAGAGACACCGACUUACAUUUUCAACAGGUUUCUUGGGUGGAUGCAUGUUUUCUCUCAUAGUGGCUCUUGUAGCUAUCAUUCGCACCCGAAACAUCUUACAAGAUGAAGGCCAGAAACAGUAUAUGAAUACUAUGUUCCCUCUAUAUAGCUUGUUUGGAUUCAUCGUGUUGCAUAUGACAAUGUAUGCCGCUAAUAUAUAUUUUUGGAGGCGUUAUCGAGUAAAUUAUUCCUUCAUGUUUGGAUUCAAACAAGGAACUGAACUUGGUUACAUACAAAUACUAUUCGUGGGAUUCAGUAUUGGGGCGCUUGCGCUUCUUUGUGUCCUUGCCAAUCUUGACAUGGAGGCAGACCCCAAAACCAAAGAUUACCAAGCAUUAACCGAACUUCUUCCUCUUCUCCUCCUCAUUGCUAUGUUCAUAGUUCUAAUCCUACCAUUCAACAUCUUCUACCGAUCAAGUCGCUUCUUCUUCCUCACUUGCCUAUUUCACAUCCUUGCUGCUCCUCUUUACAAGGUGACGUUUCCUGAUUCCUUCUUGGCAGAUCAAUUAUGUAGUCAAGGGCAAACUCUUCGAAGCAUCCAGUUCUACAUAUGUUACUACGCUUGGGGAGACUUUAAACAUAGGCAAAACACUUGUGGGAAGUCACAAGUCUUCAACACUUUCUUAUUCAUUGUUGCUGCCUUCCCAUUCGUUUCUCGCUUCCUUCAGUGCAUGAGGCGAGUGUUUGAAGAGAGAAACAUAGAACAAGGAUACAACAGUUUCAAGUACGUUUUGAUAGUAGUUGCUGUUUGCUUAGGGAUGGCUUAUGAAGUUGAUCGCGAAGAAAAUCGUCAAAUUAUCUGGAGAUUGUUAGGCGGUAUAACCUCGGCCAUGGCUGUGGUUUUCUGUACAUAUUGGGACUUGGUCUAUGACUGGGGACUUCUUAACCGCACAUCCAAGAAUCCCUGGCUACGUGAUGAACUCCUCCUACCAUACAAGGAAGUUUACUUCAUGGCAAUGAUAUUGAACGUGGUGCUGAGAUUUGCGUGGAUGCAGACGGUGCUAGAUUUUAAAUUUGAGUCAAUGCACACACAGACUGUGAUUGCCCUUGUUGCAAGUCUUGAGAUCAUUCGUCGUGGGAUAUGGAAUUUCUUCAGGUUAGAGAACGAACAUUUAAACAAUGUAGGGAAGUACAGAGCUUGCAAGACGGUUUCAUUACCAUUUAACUGCGACGAGGACCAAUAA